AUGUUAGGAAAUACGUCUACUACAAACGUUUCUGGACCUCUUGGUGUAUUACAAUUAAAACAAGGGUUAAAAACUUCAAAUAAAUGUUUGUCAUGUUUUUCAGUGGAUGAAAGUACGACUCUAAAUAAUGAAAAAAAAUUAAAGGCUUGGAAAACCAAAGAGGAUAAUCCAGUUAUAGUUGAUUGUUUAACAUCAGAAAAUGCUUACAAUAAUCAUAUUCAGUUUUCCAACAACUUGAAUGUUAAUCAAGCAAAUAAAAUUAUUUCACAACCAAAAUUAUCCUCAACAAUUGAUUCAAGUGUUCAUAAAUGCUCAAUUAACCUCGAUUGUUCGAAACUCUUGGAUGAUUCAAGAUCAAAAUAUCUUCUUUCUAGUGGUGCUCCUGAACCGAUAAUAAAAACAUCUUUCUCUGGUUUAAAUUACUUAUAUAUACCAGCAUGUAAAGAGUCGUUUACUACUUCAAAACAAUUACCAUUACAUCAAAAUAUCCAUGUCAACAAAAAGCCUAGUGGUACUGAAUUAAUUAAUAAAGAUAAACACAUAAGUAAGAUAUUGAAAUCAAAAUCAGCGAUGUCAAUAACAUCUGAUAAAAUUUCAUGUAAAAAUUCUGAUAAAAAUUACUCAGAAAUUCAUAGUAAUGAUUCUAUAGCUGGUGAUCACUCUAAUAUUAUUUUUCAGCCAACAAAUUUAGAUAAAAAAAAAUUUCAUUUAGUUCACUCUAAUUUAGUAUCAAUGUCUUCAGCAGAUGAAAAAUAUAAUCAAACUAUUCAGACCAAUUGUCAAAACUUCUUGCCAUUAGAUUUACCUACAGAAUUACAGUCUUCCCCAAUAAAAUAUGAAAAUAGAGAAAAAUGUAGAGAUCCCUGGAGGCCUACAGAGUUCGAAAGCAACUCACUGUGUCUGGUUGAAAAGUGUCAUAGCGACCAUACCCAAGAAAAUAAUGCCAAAAGAAGAACUGGUGCAUCUUGUCAAGCAUUAAAACAUGCUGUUUUAUCUCUAAAUAGGUUGGAUGACUUUUUUAUGGAGAAAAUUGGCGAAGGUUUUUUUUCUGAAGUUUUUAAGGUUACUCACAAAGUGACAGGACAAGUCAUGGUUCUCAAAAUGAAUCAACUACCAGCGAAUAGGCCAAAUAUGUUGAAAGAAGUUCAAUUGAUGAACAAACUCAAUCAUCCUAAUAUACUCAGAUUUAUGGGUGUUUGUGUCCAUGAGGGUCAGUUACAUGCAUUAACAGAAUAUAUAAACAAUGGUAGUUUGGAGCAACUUAUUAUGGCCAGGCAUCUACCUUUAAGUCAUUUAACAAAAAUGAAUCUUGCUCAAGACAUAGGUCGAGGUAUGGCAUAUCUUCAUAGUAGAGGAAUUUUCCAUCGUGAUUUGACGUCGAAAAAUGUUUUAAUCAAACGCCACGAAAAAACUGAGAAACUUACAGCAGUUGUCGGGGACUUUGGACUUGCAUCGAAAAUUCCAGAUCCAAAUUCGGGAUAUCGAUUAAGUACAGUUGGUAGUCCGUAUUGGAUGUCACCGGAAUGUUUAAAAGGACAGUGGUAUGACCACCGAUCAGAUGUUUUUUCUUUUGGUAUAGUAAUAUGUGAAUUAAUUGGACGCGUACCUGCUGAUCCUGAUGUUCUUCCACGCUCAGAUAACUUUGGCCUUGAUUAUCUUGCUGUAGCAGAAAUUUGUGCUCCAGCAGAUCCACCACCUGUUUUUUUACAACUUGCCUUCAAUUGUUGCACCUAUGAGCCCAAAUCUCGGCCAACCUUUCCAGAAAUAGUUUUAAUAUUAGAAAAUUUAAUAAAGAAUUAUAAUCAUCAAUCAAGAAUUCAUUAUCAUGCGAUGCCACGAAGUGCCGAAACAGCUUUAUUAACUCUCGAUGACAAUGUCAGAGAAAGUAGGUGUGCUCAACGUUGGACAGCUAGACGAAGAAGUCAUUCGGCGGAUGCUAGAAGUUGUGAUAAUGCAACUCCUUCAGAUAAAGCUCGGUGUCACUCAUCAAGGCGAGUUGCUGAACUUGCUAGUCGAAGUGAUCCUCAUUAUCGACCUAUGACAGCAAAUCCUUUUCAAGCUCUAGGAGGAGUUAAAAAAAUAUUAGGAGAUCUUUUUUCCAGUUGCCUUGAACUUCCAUCCCUUGAAGAUAUUAGACCCAAUAUUGUCGACAAUGUUGAUUCUAAAUUUAAACUAACGAAUAGUAUCAACAUUACCAAAGUUCUCGAGAGAACAAAACCUAAUUCCGAACCAAGUAGCCCUACUGCAAGAAGAAAAUGGGAAAAAAAGGUUAUAAAAACAGGUGGAGGUACUUAUUUCUUUGCUAACCCUGUAUUUAAAGAAAGCUGGGAAUUUCGGAGACGAGGCAGCUGUGAAUCUGGAUUCUGGAGUUGUAUCGAUGAGGAUUCAAGCCCAGAAUCAUCUAAUCAUCGACACGCAUCUACGUUAAGUAGUUCAGCAGCCAGUAGUUUAUUUCUCUUGGACGACCAUCGAACGAGUUCAAUAUUCACAGAUUCUUCUGAAGAUAUUGCGAGUCUUGGUGGAGGAGAUUCGUCUUAUUGGGAAGAGAAAUUAAAUAGUAUUGGCUCCUCUAGCACAACUAUUUCAAAAAUAGUCGAGUAUUUCGAAAAAAAACAAGGUAUUGGUAGUAAAAAUACUAAUGAUAAGGCUCCGAAUAAAAUAAAUCUAUUAAAAGCAAGUUUUGAAAGCGGUGUACCAUUGUGCAACGUCUCUACUGCUCAACGACUAUUCUCUGUAGGCCUCCAAAAAAUUUAA
Molecule: messenger RNA, 2754 nt
Organism: Cotesia congregata
Lineage: Eukaryota; Metazoa; Arthropoda; Insecta; Hymenoptera; Braconidae
Source: the annotation of a GenBank genome assembly